Molecule: messenger RNA, 1351 nt
Organism: Vidua chalybeata
Lineage: Eukaryota; Metazoa; Chordata; Aves; Passeriformes; Viduidae
Product: purpurin
Exons: 7
Coding region: 328-918 (196 amino acids)
Molecular function (GO): retinol transmembrane transporter activity; retinoid binding
Source: RefSeq, a predicted model, not a curated record
AUUUCUGAGCCUGCGCAGCCUGCUGGGCAUGCGCAGGCAGUGCAAGCCGCCGGAGGCGGGGCGUUGGUCGGUGUUCCUUCAGGCCCCGCCCCAGCAGGCGGGCAGCCCGCCCCGCUCCGCCCGGCGGGGGCGGUGCCCGCUGCGGCUGCGCGACUCCGACGCUCCUUGGGGCCGUGCCGGAAUCCCUUGUGUCGCCCCGCGGUGAGGUGUGACAGAAGACCUGCUGUAAAUAAAGCUGUGCCACAGAAUUAGCCGGGGUGGUGUUACCUUACCAUCAGGAGUGUGAACAUGGUCUGUGCAACAUUGAAGCCAUGACGCCAGUUGUGAAUGAAAUACACACAGUAUAUUUUCCUGGCCUCAGUCUUCUACAAUGUUGAAUACAGCCUAGCUCAGACCUGUGCAGUGGAGUCUUUCUCUGUGAAAGACAAUUUUGAUCCAAAAAGGUAUGCAGGGAAAUGGUAUGCCCUGGCCAAGAAGGAUCCAGAAGGCCUUUUCCUUCAGGACAACAUCUCUGCUGAAUACACUGUGGAGGAAGAUGGCACAAUGACGGCGUCCUCCAAAGGCCGAGUGAAGCUUUUUGGUUUCUGGGUGAUCUGUGCUGACAUGGCUGCUCAGUACACGGUACCCGACCCAGCCACUCCAGCAAAAAUGUAUAUGACCUACCAGGGACUGGCCAGCUACCUCUCCAGUGGUGGGGACAACUACUGGGUGAUUGACACUGACUAUGAUAACUAUGCCAUCACCUACGCCUGCCGCAGCCUGAAGGAGGACGGCUCCUGUGAUGAUGGCUACUCCCUGAUCUUCUCGCGCAACCCCCGUGGCCUCCCACCAGCCAUCCAGCGCAUUGUGCGCCAAAAGCAGGAGGAAAUCUGCAUGUCUGGCCAGUUCCAGCCUGUGCUUCAGUCAGGGGCCUGCUAAAAGUAAGCUUCUGAUCCUAUCCUUAAGCACAGAAACCAGACCACUUGGUCUUGAAGUUGCCACUCAACUAAUUAUAAAAAAAAAAUCAUAGUAUGGAAUAGUGUGUUUUUCCUGAAAAACACAUGAAAAUAUUGGGGGAUCUUUAAACAGUGUGCAAUAUAAUAGUGAUAUUUGAAUUUUCAAGGGAAUACCUAAUGUGGCAUUUGUCAAUAAAUGUUUUUGAAAAAAAGGUACCUCUGAAACUGUUUUUUAUUGCCUGUUGUCCAGUCUGUUGGGGAGCAGAAGCACUGAGGAUGCUCACUGAGGAGCAGUGAGACAGCAGUCAAGGGUGCUUCCAGCACAGAUGGGGCAGAGUCACUCCCCAGCACUGAACAGGGGGGGCAGAGCAAGGAUGGUAAGAGGGGCACAUCCCCUGACAGGGCUGAUUGUCAGA